This is a messenger RNA of Pseudophryne corroboree (corroboree frog), 1135 nucleotides long. RefSeq names its product retinitis pigmentosa 1-like 1 protein. The transcript is spliced from 6 exons. The record is from RefSeq and is a predicted model, not a curated record. Bases 385 to 843 code for a protein of 152 amino acids. NCBI's taxonomy places the organism in Eukaryota, Metazoa, Chordata, Amphibia, Anura, Myobatrachidae.
GUCCGGCAGCAGCAAUAGGUUCCCUGGCCGUGUAGUGACGUCAGGAGCGGCGGCCAUUUUCCCCUGGUCUGAGCUCCGCCUUCCUUCUAUCAUUCCCACAAGGCAGCAGGAGCAGAGAGCAGCCAUUGCUGUGUCUGGCAGCAGCAGGACGACACCAUAGUGAAGAAGACAUCUGGUGAGCAUGAGACCCCCAGCAACCAUCCUCGUGUUGCAGGUGGACUAAGCAGGACCUAGAGCCCCAUCACGGUGCCUCCACCUCACUCACUGACACAUAAGAGACACAAUGACCAGAAGAUACUGGAACUCACCAACAAGAUCAUUCAGCUGCUGACUGGAGAGGAGGAGGAGUAUGUAGAGGAACACAGGGGUCUGUACAAGGACGUGAUGAUGGAGAAUCACCGGCCCCUCACAUCACUGGAUGGGCCCAGUAACAGAGAUACCCCAGAGAGAUGUCCCCGUCCUCUGUAUUCCCAGAAUUGUACAGAGGAGAAUCACAGGACCCCACAGGAGGAUCAGGUAGAACGUCUGUCUGAUAUUAAAACAGAAGAUACAGAGGGAGAAGAAGAGACGUAUAUGACUGAUAUAAUGGCAGAAGAUAUAGAGGGAGAAGAGACGUAUGUGACUGAUAUAAAGUCAGAAGAUACAGCGGGAGAAGAAGAGACGUAUGUGACUGAUAUAAAGGCAGAAGAUACAGAGGGAGAAGAAGAGACGUAUGUGACUGAUAUAAAGGCAGAAGAUACAGAGGGAGAAGAAGAGACGUAUGUGACUGAUAUAAAGGCAGAAGAUAUAGAGGGAGAAGAAGAGACGUAUAUGACUGAUAUAAUGGCAGAAGAUAUAGAGUGAGAAGAAGAGACGUAUGUGACUGAUAUAAAGGCAGAAGAUAUAGAGGGAGAAGAAGAGAUGUAUGUGACUGAUAUAAAGGCAGAAGAUAUAGAGGGAGAAGAAGAGACGUAUGUGACUGAUAUAAAGGCAGAAGAUAUAGAGGGAGAAGAAGAGACGUAUGUGAGGGGUGAUCAGCAGUGUAAGGAGGAGGAAAUCCCUACAGAUAUCAGCACAGCAGAUGGACACACAAGCAGGAAUAUCUCAGAAGGACGUCUAAUGUUAUCCCCGGAUUGUGACAUAAAAGAUAAUGACA